Danio rerio (zebrafish) is the source of this 1475-nucleotide messenger RNA. It is a transcript of the gene fstl1a, whose product is annotated as follistatin-like 1a. Lineage: Eukaryota; Metazoa; Chordata; Actinopteri; Cypriniformes; Danionidae. Gene Ontology annotation, cellular component: extracellular region. Gene Ontology annotation, molecular function: calcium ion binding; serine-type endopeptidase inhibitor activity. The record is from RefSeq and is marked provisional.
AGUUUUCACUCUGUCCAUGCAGCUGCUUCUCUCCUCUGUCCUCUCAUCCCCUGAUCAUGAUUAUUAGGACACGUUUUCUAUUUAUUGCCCUCUCCUUUGUCUGCUGCUAUGCAGAGGGGGUGAGGAGCAAAAGUAAAGUUUGUGCUAAUGUGUUCUGUGGAGCUGGGAGAGAAUGUUCGGUCACAGAGAAAGGCGAACCAACUUGUCUGUGUAUCGAGCAAUGUAAACCCCAUAAUCAUCCAGUCUGUGGCAGUAAUGGGAAAAUGUACCAAAAUCACUGUGAGCUGCAUCGUGAUGCUUGUCUGACAGGAGUCAAAAUACAAAUCUCCCAUGACGGACAAUGUGAAGAGAAAAAAAUGGAAAAGAUCAUCAACAGCCCAAUCGUUUGCUAUCUCGCUGACCGUAACGAGUUGAGGAGUCGUGUGAUUGAAUGGUUACAGUCGGAAGUAGAGCCUGAUGGAUGGUUUUCAAAAGGAUCCAACUUCUCAGAUGUCCUGCUGAAGUACUUCCAGAGCUAUGAUAACGGAGAUGCUCAGCUGGAUUCAGCAGAAUUAUUGAAGUUCAUUCAGCAUAAUGAGACCGCAGUAAAUAUCACCUCUCCUUAUGCCGAGGACGAGAACAACCGCUUGCUCAGGAGUCUGUGUGUGGAUGCGCUCAUUGAGCUCUCUGAUGAAAACGCAGACUGGAAACUAAGCUUUGACGAGUUUCUCAACUGUCUCAGGCCUGGAUUCAACCCUCCAGAGAGAAAGUGUGCCUUAGAAGAUGAGACGUAUGAGGAUGGUGCUGAGACUCAGAUGGAAUGUAACCGCUGCAUUUGUGCCUGCGGCAACUGGGUCUGCACUGCUGUGAUUUGUGAUGGUUCAAAUAAGUUACAAGCUCUUGAGGAAAUGGAGGGAAAUAAUCAAGAAAUGACAGAAGAGGAGUGGGUUCAAAGAGUGGCUGAACUCAAUAAGCAUCAGGAAACUGUGGAGAAGAUGAAAAUGGGUGAUAAAGAAGUCUGAAGAGAAAUCAAGAGACGUCCGGUAUCACUUUUACUUGGGCUGUGUUUGAAUGGGAAAAGAUAGGGAUUUUCUUCAGAGUUUAUUAAAUUCUUUACUGAGGUUUUCAAAAACGGGUUGUAAUACAGUUUCAUUUGUUCGGGGGUAAUAUAAGUCUGUAUGAAUUGCACAAUUUGAAAUACCCUAUUUUUGUACAUUCAGGGUAAUUUGAAUCUUUUCAUUAAAAGCAAUGGUGCUCAUAUUUCACUUUACAGUAAAUAGAACAUUUUAAAUUAUAUUUGCAUAAAUAAAGGGUUUUUGUAUAGUGAAAUAUUUAUAUUUUAAGCAAAACUAAGCCUUCUUUUUCAAAUAAUUAAUGUAUUUUGGGUUUGGAUUUUGGACAAUUCCGCAUAAAUUCAUCUUAUCUGUGCUUAAGGCAUUACUUUUUUUGCACCAUUUUUUGGAAAACAUUUUAGAAAAUAAAAUAAACACCAAAAA